Haemorhous mexicanus (house finch) is the source of this 3456-nucleotide messenger RNA. RefSeq names its product FKBP prolyl isomerase 4 (gene FKBP4). The record is from RefSeq and is a predicted model, not a curated record. The transcript has 10 exons. Bases 178 to 1527 code for a protein of 449 amino acids. Gene Ontology annotation, molecular function: protein binding; peptidyl-prolyl cis-trans isomerase activity. NCBI's taxonomy places the organism in Eukaryota, Metazoa, Chordata, Aves, Passeriformes, Fringillidae.
GGGGCCGGCGCUGCGGCGAGAGCAGCAGGGAAGGAGGCGUGCGGCGCCCGCCCCCACCCGCGCUGCCCGGAGCCGGAGGCGCAGCCAGGCGCUAUCGCAGCCUCAUCCCGGCGCUCAGCGCAGCACCGAGCCCGUGAGGCGGCCCUUCCCUGCGCAGAGGUGGCAGCGGCAGGCGGCAUGACGGCGGAGGAGAUGAAAGCGGACGGGGCUCCCCUGGAAGGGGUGGACAUCACUCCCAAGCAGGAUGAGGGCGUCCUCAAGGUUGUCAAGAGAGAAGGCAGUGGGACAGAGUCUCCGAUGAUAGGUGAUAAGGUGACCGUCCAUUACACGGGGUGGCUUCUCGAUGGCACAAAAUUUGACUCCAGUCUGGACAGAAAAGACAAAUUCUCCUUUGACUUGGGGAAAGGUGAGGUGAUCAAAGCAUGGGACAUUGCUGUGGCCACUAUGAAGAUUGGUGAAAUCUGUCGGAUUACGUGUAAACCAGAAUAUGCCUAUGGCUCAGCUGGGAGCCCCCCAAAGAUACCUCCCAAUGCUACACUGAUUUUUGAGAUAGAACUUUUUGAGUUCAAGGGAGAGGACCUCACUGAUGAAGAAGAUGGUGGCAUCAUCCGAAGAAUUCGUAAGAAAGGGGAGGGCUACUCCAGGCCCAAUGAGGAUGCACUUGUGGAGAUCCAGUUUGAAGGCCGACACGGAGAUCGUGUUUUUGACAAGCGGGAAUUGCAGUUUGAGAUUGGAGAAGGUGAAAACUUUGAUAUUCCUCAUGGUCUGGAGAAAGCAAUUCAAAAAAUGGAGAAAUCAGAGGAAUCUGUGUUCUAUCUCAAGCCCAGCUAUGGUUUUGGAAGUGCUGGGAACGAGAAAUUUAAGAUCCCUCCAGAUGCAGAGCUGCAGUAUGAAGUGAAACUCAAAAGCUUUGAAAAGGCUAAGGAGUCCUGGGAAAUGAACACAGAUGAGAAGUUAGAACAGAGCUCUAUCGUGAAGGAGAGAGGCACUCAGUACUUCAAGGAGGGGAAAUACAAGCGGGCAGCAUUACAGUAUAAGAAGAUUGUGUCAUGGCUGGAGCACGAGUCGGGACUCUCUGAGGAAGAGGAGUCAAAAGCCAAAAGCCUGAGGCUUGCUGCCCACCUUAACUUAGCUAUGUGCCAUCUCAAGCUAAAGGAGUACUCCCAGGCUUUGGAGAACUGCAACAAGGCACUCGAGUUGGAUAGCAACAAUGAAAAAGGCCUUUUCCGGCGUGGAGAAGCUCACUUGGCUGUCAAUGACUUUGAGCUGGCCCGAGCAGAUUUCCAGAAAGUGAUUCAACUUUAUCCAAGUAACAAAGCUGCCAAAGUGCAACUGGUGACUUGUCAGCAAAAAAUACGGGAGCAGCAUGAGAAGGAGAAGAAGAUGUACGCCAACAUGUUCCAAAGGCUUGCAGACAAAGACUUAAAGUCAUCUGCUACUCUUCAGACAAGCCACACUGAAGAUGCAGAAAUGAAAGAUGCGCAGAAUGGAGUUGAAGAUAAAUCAGAAGUUGAAGCAGAAGCAUAAGAAAACCCCUAUUCCAUUAGUUUUGUAAAUGAAUUUCCAGUGAAUUAGACCUUUAUUUUUCUACCUGGUUGGAUAGUGGCUUCAAGGGAGCAGAGGCUGAAGCCACCAUGCCACAGUCAGUUACAGCUUUAUGUGGCUGUUCAAGAAGCUGAGUGGCAGCAUAAAUCUGGCUUAAUCCUAGUGACUUUAUUUAUUCAUUCAGCCUCUGUUUCUGUUUGGGUUCUGUCUGGAUUUACUCUGCUUGGUUUAUUUGCAUUUUCAUAGAAUCAUAGAAUGGCUUGAGUUGGAAGGGACCUCAAAGAUCUAGUUCUAAUUCCCCCUGCCAUGGACAGGGACACCCUUCACUAGACCAGGUUGCUCAGAGCUUCAUCCAGCCUGGUCUUGGACACUGCCAGGGAUGGAGCAUCUACAGCUUCUCUGGGCAGCCUGUUCCAGUGCCUCACCACCCUAAAAGUAAAGAAUUUCAUCCUAAUAACUAAUCUUAACAUGCCCUCUUUCAGUUUGAAGCCAUUCCCUUUUGUGCUGUCACAACUUGCCCUUGUAAAUAGUCUCUCUCCAUGUUUCUUGUAGGCUCCCUUUAAGGUACUGGAACGCCACAGUUUGGUCACCCCAAAGCCUUCUUUUUUCCAGGCUGAACAAUUCCAGUUCUCUCAGCCUUGUCUCAUAAGGAGAGGUGCUUCAUCCCUCUGAUCAUCUUGGUGGGCCCCCUCUGGACUUGCUCCAAAAGGUCCAUGUCCUUCCUGUGCUGGGGACCCCCAUCACCAGAGGUGGAUGCAGUGUUCCAGGUGGGGUCUCACCAGAGUACAGGGUGAAAAUCCCUUCCCUUCCCUGCUGCCCGCACUGCUUUGGAUGCAGCCCAGGUUACAAUUGGCUUCUGGGCUGUGAGUGCACAUUGCCAGCUCAUGUCCAGCCUCUCAUCCAACAGCACCCCCAAAUCCUUCUUGGCAGGGCUGCUCUGGAUCUCUUCAUCCCCCAGCCAUUAUUGAUGCCAGGGGUUGCCCCAGCCCAGGUGCAGCACCUUGCACUUGGCCUUAUUGAAGCCUCAUGAGGUUCACAUGGGCCCACUUCUCAGGCUUGUCCAGGUCACUGUGGGUGGCAUCCUGUCCUUCAGAUGUGUCAAGGGGACUGCUCAGCUUGGUGUCACCUGCAGAUUUGCUCAGGGUGCACUCUACCCCUUCAUCCAUGUCAUUAACAAAGGUGAUAGUAACACUGGUCCCCGUAUGGACCCCUAAGAGGACACCACUUGUCACUGGUGUCCACUGGGAUGCUGAGCCGUUGACCACUAGCCUGUAGAUGUGACCAUGUAACCAAUUUCUUAUCCAUCAAACAGUGCACCCACUGCAUCCAUCUCUGUCCAAUUUAGAGAGAAGGAUGUUGUGGGGAGCUGUGUCUAAGGCAGGAAAUUACAGAAAUGAAGUUAAAUGACACCUGUAGCCUUUCCCUUGUCCAUUGAUGGAGUCACUCCAUCACUGAAGGCCACUAGGCUGCUCAGAUGGUUCUUGCCCUUGGUGAAGCUGUGCUAGCUGUCCCUGGUCACCUCCCUGUCCUCCAUGUGCCUUAGCAGAGCAUCCAGGAGGAUCUGUUCCGUGAUCUUCCCGGGCACAGAGCUGAGGCUGACAGGUCGGUAGUCCCUGAUUUGUCAUUGGUGUUUUUCUUUCUGGUUCCAGUCCCAGGUUCUGCAUUCUAAAUUUAUUUCCUCGACUUGCUUCAAGUAAUCAGCUUUUUUCAGGAGUCCUCAUGCGAGACUUAAGAACAAAUUGGCGCUCCCAGUUCUUCUGCCUUGGGAUUGCCCUCUGCCCCUGUUCAGUAGGGAGUCCCUUCCAUUAAGUUUUGUAGCCUGUCUUGUAUGCCUCCUCUUUGCAAAUUGCUGAAGGUGAAGACUGUGAAGUCACAGCUUAAGUAAUAAAGCUCCAAUUAAACUCAAGAAAA